AUGGCGGGUGUCUGGGAUCGUCAUCACUCGAACGACUACAGCGGAGACGGAGUCGGUGACCCGCGAGUAGACGUAGGAAAUUCACCGGGUACCAGCAUGAUAUUAUUCAAUCGCGAGAUUUCACUCAAAUUAACAGCUAUUAUACUUCAGAUAAGUAAAUUAAAAAUGAAUCAAGAUAAAAUUAAAAUUAAUGAAGUGGGCAAGAAAUUUUUUAAAAUCCAAUUUGAUGCUAAAGAAAAAAUUAUUUCCAGGUUAAGUGAUGAAAUAAAUAAUUUUAAAAAGAAAACUGAGAAGUUCAAAAGUAAAACUUAUCGUUUGAGUAUCAAAUUGAAAGAUAAUUAUGAAUAUUUAAAAAAUAUUUUGGACGAAAAAAAUAAUUUUGAAAAACUAUUAAAGGCGGAAACGGCUCAGUUAAAACAAGAAGUUGAUUUUAUGGUAGAAACAAGCAUAAGUAAAUUAAAAAAAAAAAAUGAUGAGUUCAUUAGAGAAGCUGGAAAACAUAAAUCGAUUACUGCUAUAUAUGUGGGAAGAUUAAAUAAGUUGGAUGAAUUUACCAAACAAGAAAAAGUACUUGAACAGAAAUAUAUAAAUAUGAAAGAACAAAAUGUAAUCAUGGAUAAAAAUUAUGAGAUUACAUUGAAAAAUAUGAAAGAGAAUAAAUUUAUAAGUGAACAAAUUUCGAAAAGAAACAUGUUAAAGCGAUGUGUAGAUUUUUCAGUGCACAUGAAAAAACAAUCACUGAUGGUUGAAUGUCCUGUUGAGGGAGCAAGUACCAAUGAGAUCCUUGAUCUUCAUGAAAUGUUGAACAUGGGUAAUAAACAGCAUGAAAUUUAUGAAAAAAAAUGUCUAGAUUUGAAAGAGGAAAAUAAAGUACUUAAAGAAUUAUUGAAAUCAACCCGAGAAAUCAUAAAUGAAAAAAAUGUUGAUGGUUAUUCGAAGAAGAAAAAUUAAUACAUUGACUAAUGGUCUAAAAAUAUUCGACAGAAAGUGAAAAGUUUGGAAAGCGAACUGAUAAACACUAAAGAUUUGCAAGAAGUACAGCGGCCGAAUACAGACACACUAUGCCACGUGGAUCGAAUGAUUCACGUGAUCAAAGUUGACGGUACUAAAGCUGAAUUGAAAGUCGUGGACCGCGACUUGCACGCUGUCCAAGUGGAGUUGAAUGAAAUUCGGUCUGCCAAUCAAUUGCUGAAUCAUCGUAUUUGGAAAACCGAGGACGCGUUGUUAAAUGUUUAUGAGGAAGCGUCGGUUCAUUUGGAAGAGAUGAAAUCUUGUACAAAUAGCUCCAAGGAAAACAUUUUUGGUUUUAUUCAGAAUCUGUAUAAAGAAUUAGAAGGCUUUAUUACCAAUGACGACAAAUUAUUAAUACAAUAA
This is a messenger RNA of Melanaphis sacchari, 1374 nucleotides long. RefSeq lists its product as uncharacterized. The transcript has 9 exons. NCBI's taxonomy places the organism in Eukaryota, Metazoa, Arthropoda, Insecta, Hemiptera, Aphididae. The record is from RefSeq and is a predicted model, not a curated record.